AUGGCCGCCGCCGCCGCCGCGCUCCGCCGGGCCCUCGCGCCGGCGCCGGCGCUGCUCCUCCGCCGCCAGGCCCUCGUGCGCCUCCUCUCCACGCAGGCCCAGUCCUCCACCGCCCCCACCAUCAGCCCCGCCGAGCUCGUCCGCAUCAAGAACUCCAUCCGCAGCGCCGCCACGCCGCCCGACGAGCUCGCCGCCCUCUUCCUGAAAGGCAUCCCGUACCCGCCCUUCCUCGGCGACCGCUCCAUCUUCUCUCUCGCCGUCUCCCGCCUCACUGCCGCCGCCCGCCCCGACCUCGUCUCCUCCGUGCUCUCCGCCUCCCUCACCGCCCUCCCGGCGCCGCACCCCUCCGAGGGCUUCCUCAUCCGCCUCAUCGCGCUCUACGCCGCCGCCGGUAUGCCCACCCACUCCCUCUCCACCUUCCGCCUCGUCGUGCCCCCCUCCGACCGCGCCCUCUCCGCCCUCCUCGCCGCCUACUACGACGCCGGCCAGCCCGCCCGCGCCAUCGAGGCCUUCCGCGACCUCUCAGCCGAGCUCUCCAUCACGCCGGGCGUCGUGUCCCACAACGUGCUCCUCAAGUGCAUGGUCGCCACGGGGGACGUCGCCGGCGCCCGCCAGGUGUUCGACGGAAUGCCCGACAAGGCCGGCAUGCAGCCAGACAUAGUCUCGUGCAACGAGAUGCUCAAGGGGUACCUCAAGACAGGUGACCAUGCCGCGUUCGACCUGCUGCUCAAGGAGGUCACUGGCGGCAAGAGGCGGCUCAAGCCCAACGUCACCACCUACAAGCUCCGAAUGUCCGCCCUAUGCGCCAAGGGCAGGAGCUUCGAGGCCGAGGAGCUGCUGGACGCCAUGGGCGCCAAUGGCGUCCCGCCUAACCGGGAGUGCUUCAACACUGUCAUCGGCGGGCUCUGCAAGGAGGGAGAGGUGGGCGCUGCGGUGGCGCUGUUCAAGAGGAUGCCGGAGGUGCCCAGACUCAACGGGAAAGGUGUGUCGCCCAACUUCGAGACCUAUAUCAUGUUGAUCGAGGCGCUGGUCGAAAACAACGCGUUUGUCCCUGCCCUGGAGUUGUGCAAGGAGUGCCUGGCCAACAAGUGGGCGCCGCCGUUCCAGGCUGUCAAGGGUCUGAUCCAAGGGUUGGUGAAGAGCAGGAAGGUGAAGCAUGCCAAGGAGCUCGGCAUGGCGAUGAAGAAGGCCGCCAAGGGUGAUGCCAAGGAGGAGUGGGAGAAGGUUGAGGCGGACGCCUUCCAGCUCGCGCUCGCCGAGAUGAAAGCGUAA
Triticum turgidum subsp. durum (durum wheat) is the source of this 1272-nucleotide messenger RNA. The record is from the annotation of a GenBank genome assembly. Lineage: Eukaryota; Viridiplantae; Streptophyta; Magnoliopsida; Poales; Poaceae.